AUGGUCAUGGUAGGAACGGAGAACGUUGUCGGCCUGCUGAUGGACGGUGUGUCCGCGAAUGUCAAUGCUGCCAGCAUCAUCGCCCGCGAGUACCCAAAAGUUCAGUGGAUUCGUUGCGGUGCGCAUUCUCUCAAUCUAAUGAUGAAGGACAUUGGCCAACUCGAUUGGGCCAAGGAUACCAUCGACCGCGCGCAACAGCUUAUUACGACGCUGAAGAACGCGCACUGGAUUACGGGGGUUCUUCGGAAGGAGAAGGCGCUACAAAUCCUAAAACCUGCGGGCACCCGUUUUGGAACAAACUACAUCGCCCUCGAACGCCUACAGGCAGUGCGCAAAACUCUCGAUAAGCUGGUGUCGAGUGAGGACUGGGAGGAGUACGUCAAGGGGAAGCCGAAAAUGAAGGACGCAUGGGAUACUAUUAUCGACAAGGAGUUCUGGACGCGCGUUGGGACGGUGCUGGAUGUGCUUCGUCCGGUCUACAAGCUGUUGCGGAAUGUUGACGGCAAUCAGGAGGUGAUGGGCAAGAUAUAUGACAAAAUGUUUGUUUUGGAGGACGCGGUGAAGGAGGCGUGUAAGGAGCUGACCGAGGAGGAGAAAGAGGAUGUGACCGACAUCCUGCGGAAUCGGUGGAACAACGACAUCAGCUGCGCGCUUCACGUGGUCGGACGGAUUCUGUACCCGCCAAACCAAUACGAGUCAACAUUCGGAACGGACGUGGAGUGCACCAAGAUCUUCAAGCAAUUCAUUCGCAAUUACUACCAGGGUGAAUUCGUGAAAGUGGGAGGGGUGACGGCGCCACUCGCAACCAUCGUCGAAAAAGAGGUCUUGACGUACAUCAAGGGGAAGGGAGACAUUGGGGAGCAGAAAGCGCGUGAUGAGCAUGAACUCAUCAAAGUUGGGCUUUUGGAUUCGGCGCAAUGGUGGGAAUUCAAUGGCACGGACGUGCCACACCUCUCCAAGCUUGCAAAAAGAGUUCUCAAGCAAUGCGUCUCGGCCUCCCCGUGCGAGACGAACUGGGCCGUUUGGGAGUCAAUCCAUACAGCUCGUCGUAAUCGCCUUGGAGCGAAACGCCUUGCCGACCUGGUAUACGUGAGCCACAACUAUCACACAGUGAAGAAGUUGAAUGAAGAUCUUGCUAAGAAGCCGGUGGUGAGUGGGCUUCCUGUGGUGCAAGUUAAGGAGGAACCUACUGUCAGCUACGGGCAUCUCGAUGACGACGACAUCCUCGAUGAGGCAUAUCUUGAUGGCCAGGAAGCGGAAGAGCCUAUGGAGCUGGAGACGCCAAGCUUCAAGCUGCUGGGCAUCAUACUCAUCAUCUCUGUCGGCGUGCUCUGCAUAGUGGCGUGCGUGUGGUGCUCGCUCCCAGUGGCGGGGGAGACGGAGUUUGAGCUGGUGGGAUUCAUCCUCGCCAUGCUGGCCUCCUUCAUGGCGGGCCUCCGAUGGGUGCUGCUGCAAGUGCUCCUGCAGCCACACAGUGCGUGUGCGCUGUGCAGCCCCACUCACUGUGCCUGUCUCACCAACCCGCUGCUCACGCUAGAGUAUCUGGCGCCCGUGAUGGCGCCCGUGAUGGCGCCCGUGAUGGCGCCCGUGUGCGGCAUCUUCUCGCUGCUGCAUGAGCCCUUGUCCUCGCUCGCCUCCUCACCCUACUUUGACACGUGGCCUCACGCCCUCUGGACCCUCGCCGUCUUGCCUCUGGGGGGCGUCCUCGCCUUCUGCAUGGUGUAUCAUGGCGGUGUUCGUGCUGGUGAAAGAGACCAGCGCCGUCACCUUCUAGUUUUGAGACGUCUCAAGACCACGCCCACCCUGUUCACUGGGCACUGGGGCAUUGCUGGGCACACCCUUCACCCUGAAACGGCAGAUCAUGGCGGAGUGCUGCUGGUGAAAGAGACCAGCGCUGUCACCUUCUCUGUGGCCGGCACCGCCAAGGAGGUCGUCACCAUCCUGGUGUCGCACAUGGUGUUUGGCGACCGCUUCACGCUCGUGUCGCACAUGGUGUUUGGCGACCGCUUCACGCGUGUCAAAGUGCUGGGCAUCGUCAUCAUCAUUCUUGGCGUCUCCCUCUACAUUGCCUACAAGGUGUCGCGCAACAAGGCACGUGAGUCUGAAGGCCAUCGGGUGCACGCGCUCACUGACGAGCUCCUCCCUGACCACCCGGCCACGCCCUCGGACCAACUUUAG
Molecule: messenger RNA, 2178 nt
Organism: Closterium sp. NIES-65
Lineage: Eukaryota; Viridiplantae; Streptophyta; Zygnematophyceae; Desmidiales; Closteriaceae
Source: the annotation of a GenBank genome assembly